AUGGCAAACAAGGUUGACUCCGAGCAUGCCGACCACAAGCACCACGCACAGCCCAGGCUGGUACGGGCCCAUAGCAGCCUGGGCCCCAGCCGGCCACGGAGCCCCCUGGCCUGUGACACCCACUCCCUUCAUUCAGCCAAGUCUUCCUUCAGCCUCCUGGCACCCAUCCGCACCAAGGACGUCCGGAGCAGGAGCUACCUGGAGGGGAGUCUCCUGGCCAGUGGGGCCCUGCUAGGGGCAGAUGAGCUGACCCAGUACUUCCCAGACCGGAACAUGGCCCUCUUUGUGGCCACCUGGAACAUGCAGGGCCAGAAGGAGCUCCCGCCAAGCCUGGAUGAGUUCCUGCUGCCCACCGAGGCUGACUACACCCAGGACUUGUAUGUCAUUGGGGUGCAGGAGGGCUGCUCUGACAGGCGGGAAUGGGAGACACGCCUUCAGGAGACACUGGGCCCCCGCUACGUGCUCCUGUCCUCGGCAGCCCACGGGGUUCUGUACGUGUCCUUGUUCAUCCGCAGGGACCUCAUCUGGUUCUGCUCAGAGGUGGAGUGCUCCACGGUGACGACACGCAUUGUGUCCCAGAUCAAGACCAAGGGGGCCCUGGGCGUCAGCUUUACCUUCUUCGGCACCUCCUUCCUCUUCAUCACGUCCCACUUCACCUCUGGUGAUGGGAAGGUGGCCGAGCGGCUGCUGGACUACACCAGAACCAUCCAAGCCCUGGCUCUGCCUAGGAACGUACCAGACACCAACCCCUACCGUUCCAGUGCAGCGGAUGUCACCACCCGGUUCGAUGAGGUGUUCUGGUUUGGAGACUUUAACUUCCGCCUAAGUGGUGGACGCAUGGCUGUGGAGGCCAUCCUGAAGCAGGGUCUGGAUGUGGAUGUGCCGGCACUGCUGCAGCAUGACCAGCUCAUCCAGGAGAUGAAGAAAGGGUCCAUCUUCAAGGGCUUCCAGGAACCGGACAUCCACUUCCUCCCAUCAUACAAGUUUGACAUUGGGAAGGACACCUAUGACAGCACCUCCAAACAGAGGACCCCCUCCUACACGGACCGGGUCUUGUACAGAAGCCGCCAUAAGGGAGACAUCUGUCCUGUGAAGUACUCUUCCUGCCCUGGGAUUAAGACAUCUGACCACCGCCCUGUCUAUGGCCUUUUCCGGGUGAAAGUGAGGCCUGGCCGAGAUAACAUUCCACUAGCUGCUGGCAAGUUUGACCGAGAACUGUACUUGAUAGGAAUUAAAAGACGGAUUUCGAAAGAAAUUCAGAAGCAGCAAGCAAUGAAGAAUCAGAACCCCAGUACCAUCUGCACCAUUUCCUGAAGUUGUUAGAGGAGGACCUUUGACCUAGAGCUGCUGGAGAAGACUGCAGUGUGUGCUCCUGACACCUGUCAUUCAUUCUCGGGUCCUGACGCACUGCCACUAGGGCUGCCCUACUUUCUCACCAAGAAACCCCCAGGCCAGACUGCAUCCCAGGAAGAAAGCUGCCUUCACUUACUUGGGCGAGCCUGUACUUAAGACUUGUCCCCACAGGCACCAAGGGGGGGGCUUCUCAGGGUAUUGAAACUCCCAUGACCUGCCUAGUGCCACAGCCUCUCCCUCCAUUCCUUCAUUUGCGGCUCCAUACCCAGAGCCAGUUUCUAUGUCCCACACAAGCUGGGCCCUUCCUCUCCACACAGGUGUAUGGGGGUCAGGCCCUGGAUCUGCCCUACAGCAUGCUGAGGCCAUGUUGGGGUCAUGACAGUUGCCCUCUCCCAGGCCUUGAGCCCUCUCUUCCUUGGGCUGAGGCCCAUGUGCUGAUCCUAUCUCCCCCACCCCCAGCUGAGUGAGGGCCACCUCCCUUCCCUCCAGAGGCCAAGCCCAGCUAUGUGCUGCAUCCGUUUUAGUGAUCAGCAGACCAUCUGCUUUUGUGACAUCAGCCACAGGGUGGUGUUAACAGAGAUGGUACUUCCUGCCCUGGACACUUAGGUUGGGCAGGGAAGCCUAGCUGGGGACUCUGUUCCUUAAAGAGGGCUUUGACCACAUCAUUGCUCUUUGAGUCUUAUAUUCUUGACAAGAUACAGCCUUGAAUGUACAGAGAUCUAGGGACAUCCACUCUAGUCUUUAAAUUAUUUAUUUUUCCAUAUUUAUAUUUUUAAAUAAAUGCAUAUAUAAAAUCUUAAAAACUCUUUGGCCCAAAACUGAAUGUUGGAAAGAAAGCCUGUGUGUACACCUUAUUCUUACAGUGUUCUUGUUUUAAAAGGACAUGGAACACAAAGGCAGGAAAUUGACUCGGCUUGCAACUGCUGACAGUCUUGUCCCAGUCCCUGCUGAGCAUUCCUCCUGCAGGCCAGAGGCAACGCGAGGGGAAGACUCAGGUGGACUGGGCUGAAGCCACAAGCAAUCCCAGCGAACACUAAGACUUCUAUUAAUAUCAGCUUCCAAAAUAUGGGAUAUAAACUUUAAAGCAACGCACCAAUGUUUCUGAUAAAGCGGGAGAGCGCCCACCAUUCCACUUCAAUAAAAAUUCAAUGGUC
This is a messenger RNA of Ictidomys tridecemlineatus (thirteen-lined ground squirrel), 2507 nucleotides long. The record is from RefSeq and is a predicted model, not a curated record. Lineage: Eukaryota; Metazoa; Chordata; Mammalia; Rodentia; Sciuridae.